Sycon ciliatum is the source of this 5172-nucleotide messenger RNA. RefSeq lists its product as uncharacterized. The transcript is spliced from 15 exons. Gene Ontology annotation, biological process: microtubule-based movement. The record is from RefSeq and is a predicted model, not a curated record. Gene Ontology annotation, molecular function: ATP binding; ATP hydrolysis activity; microtubule binding. Gene Ontology annotation, cellular component: kinesin complex; microtubule. NCBI's taxonomy places the organism in Eukaryota, Metazoa, Porifera, Calcarea, Leucosolenida, Sycettidae. The coding region runs from base 167 to 4672 and encodes 1501 amino acids.
GUCUGUGAACUGUAUCAUUUGCAUGGCCAAUGACAGUCUGGGGCCCAUUCAAAUACUUGAAAUAGUUUCCUUGCGAAAGGAUAGGAAGACUAAAUGUCGCAACCAUCUUCGAAAGAGUCUAUCUACCUCCCGUGGAUUAUUGUUUGUCUGAGUUGGGAGGAAGAGAAUGGCUCGGCGACCGCAGUCUGGCUUCGCUCGUCCAGGCACGGCACGUGCAGCUGGAACACGAGUGGAAAUAACCAGUCCAACACUUCCCGACUUCGCAACGGUUGUCCGAGUAGCGCGUCCGGAGACACCAACCACUUCUGGACAGAGUGCAGAGGAAAUGUGCGUGUUUGCGACUGACGAACCUAGCAAUACUGUUGCCAAGCGUCUAGUAAUCAAGGACGAUGUCCUUUCACUCGCUGGCCAGUUGAUACCGGGAAGUGUCGAAGGUGGAGGAGGUGAGAGUGAAUACGAAUUUGAUGCUGUUCUCCAAUGGAAAGAUGAACAGUCAGUAUUCUACCGCAGCGUCGUUCAACAUGUCGUGGAGCAAACGCUACAGGGUUAUCAUGGCUCGAUCAUUGCUAUCGGUCCCAGGCACACAGGCAAGGCGUACAGCAUGCGAGGUCCUGAUCCUAUCACUGAGGAGCACGGUCCGCGAGUUCGCUUGAACAGAGGUGCAAUCCUACGCGCCGCUGAGCAAGUGUUGCAUUGCCUACAAGUGUCGCGAGGAGCGGCACGAGGUUUAGUGGUCGUCGUCUCUUAUGUGUGGAUUUCGAAUGAAGAAAUAUAUGAUCUGCUCAGUGCGAACGAUCUAGAACCAUCAGCUGAUGCUCCCAGCUCAAAGCAGUCUAGCUCAUGCCAGAGAAUUGCUUUGGAUGAUGACGGGCAACUGGAAGGUCUUUCAGAGCACGUAGUGUCUACAGCUAGCGAAGUAGAACAUUUACUGCACAGAGGCAUUGCCCAGGAUAAACAGCUUUGUGCGGAGCAGUUAAAUCAACGUAGCAGACAUGUCAUAUUCACGAUUACUGUCGAACACCGUGGAGGCAUGGGGAGUGACUUUGCACCCAUUAGCGGCGUGUUGCGUAUGGUGGAGCUGGCAGAUUGGACGGAGGCCGUCGCUAACAAAGCUGCAUGCCACGGGAACGAGUCACAGAGGAUCGGCUCGGCUAGCAGUGGCACCAUGGAUUCUCAGUUUGAUAAAUCGCUUGUGGAGUUCAUCCGGACCCUGCACAUUGCUGCUGAGCAAGAUGAGGAGGAGGAUGCAGGCACUGCAGCAGCAGCAGUGAAUGAGUCCGUUCUGCUGAAGCUCUUACCCGGCUGCAUUGGUGGCAACAGUAAGACGGUAUUGGUGUGGAACGUUUGUCCAAGCAGCCAAUAUGCACAGAUCAGCAAGAAAAUUGUGUCCACCGCGGCCACGCUAAGCAAGAGCAUACGCAACAAGCCGAACAAACGUGAUCUUGCCGAGCAAGCCCUCAUGAAUGCUUACAUCCGUGCCUUGAAAAAGAAAUACCGCAAUCUUGUGUUUUCCAAGAAGAGCAAGGCAGUCGUGUCACAACAUCAAGGACUUUCAGCAGGUACACAGCAACUGGGCGGUGGCAGGCAUUCAGCCAGACCGAAGGGUGCUAAUCCGUACAAGACAAAGGCAGCAGCACAACCGGAUGAUGUCGUCUGGGAUCCGACAAAGGCUGGACACCUCCAGGCAUGGGAAAGCGGCCAAGCAUCUAGCCCUUCCCAAGCCCGGCAUUCGGAAGGGCUCGCUGCUUCCAAAGCCCAAUGUGCUGGUGAGCUUGCCACUCAUCGGCAUGACAACCAGUUCCCCACUCAUAGCAACAGUCCUGCACACCUUAACGACCCUGACCAAUCACAAGCAAGUGCCGAUGAGUACAACUUUGAUGAUGUGGAUGAACAUGCAGCUUCGGCAGAUACAGCAUUAGCCCUGGGCCAGGCAGCGGCGGUGCCUAGCAUAUCUGCUGAGGAUGCUGCCAAUAUGCUGGCUGCAGCUGCAGGUCAGUACGACAGUUCAGCAGGAGAUUAUGGCUAUGAGCAGGAUGACCAACGCUCUGAGCAACAGUCUCAGCAGCAACAUCCGCAUCUACCUGGCCAGCUGUGCGAUCAACAGCAGCAGCAGCAACAGGCAGCUGAUCAGCAUGGGAUACAGCGGACUUCAUCAUUUCAUCACCCUGGAGACGUAUCCAGUAUCUCUAGCAGAUCGCUAGAUCUCCUAAACGGUGAUACAGCUAGCGUGGCAUCUCAUGGCUUGGCCAGCUUAGCAUCUCACACGCAAUGGGACAAGAGCAGUCCAGGUGCUAACAGGCCUAGUGCCAAGACAUCAGGUCGAAAGUCUUCUGGUAGCAUGUCAGUGGAUAGUCAGUCAUUGACAAGGUCAACGAUUAGCAACCGCGCUAUGUCAGCAAGUAGAGCAUCUGACCAUGCGCAGUCUUCUCUGCAGUCUUCUCUGCAGUCUUCUCUGCAAAGAGCUGGAUGCACACCACCAACAUCAGCAACCUCACCGCUGGCAGCUGUCACGACGCCAUUGCCUGGCAUGACACAAGGAUCAGAACAAACCACUCAGCCACGAAGAGGCUCUGGAGAUCUACUCACUCAUUCAUCAGAUCAACUGCUACCAGCUUCUCAGAGGCAGAGAUCCACUGGGACUCGGAAUAUGCUAGCCCAAGGUUCAAUUGAUGGCAUGGCAACCAAAGCAACCCAAAGUGCAGCUGAUGGCAUAGCAACCCAAAGUGCAGCUGAUGGCAUAGCAACCCAAGGUUCAGCUAAUGGCAUAGCAACCCACAGUUCAGCUGAAGGCAUGGCAACCCAAGGUGCAGCUGUUGACAUGGCAACCGUGGCAACCCAAGGUGCAGCUGGUGACCAAGACCGGCAUCAUGCAUUGACUAUGGAUGCCAAGCAACCUACAAAUAGUGACAAUGCAAGAAGAGCCGAGACUGGCAAUAUCCAUGUAACACCGAAUCUAGUGUCGGCAAUCUUGGCUGGUGAUCAGAGUGCAUGCACGGUGGACUCCAUCAGAUCUCUACUCCUCUCUCUGUGUAGAGUGUUUCAAGGUGAUCUUACGGGUCCUACUGAUGCUGUUGCCGGUGGUGCUACUGGUGUUGGUGCUAGUGCCGGAAUGGCUGAUGAUGAUAUUCUGGAGCAAAGUCAGUAUUGCUGUGUUAGUGGCCAGGACUUGGUGAGCUACAUCCAUGAACAGAUGAUGGAGAGGACGGUUGAUCGUGAUAGCGCGCUGUGGACAGCUCAACAGCUGCUCUCGUCAAGCCUAGUUGUGGCCCUGAUGAACAGCGGUGAUGACCCCAAUGCCUCAAGAGAGUUCUGUGAUGACACUGCUAUCCAGUAUACCGUGCUAACGUCAGCUAGAGCUAUAGCAAACGCCCUCAGCUACUUUCACCAGGAUACAGCACAUGAUGCUGGUAAUCAACAGCCAGAGCAGCAACAACAUCAUCAGCAGCAGACCGGCAUGGUGAACAUGCCAACACAUUCACGUGCUGCUCAUCAUGGCUAUGCUGGUGCUGGUGGUGGUGAUCAGGGUGAUGCAUACUACCAGCAUGAUGCUGAGCAUAGUGCACAGGGAGCAGCCUACCCACAAGGUUUCCAUGGUGAUGAUGAGAUUGUCUAUGACUACCAAACAGGUAGACCGUACAGCCCACCCCAGGAAUUAUCACAGUAUGCUGAUGUAGAGCCAUUUGAUGGCGAGCAGUUCAUUCUGUACCAAGACCGUGUUCAUCCAUUCCAUGCUGCAUGCGGUCUCGGAAAGGAGGCGGGAAUGCUCCGAAAUCUAGUCCUGAUGUUUGGUAUUGAACACUGUGACCGACAACAGCACACUCCAUUGAUGUUUGCUAUCCUCAGUGACAAGCCAGCUUGCAUUACGUGCCUGUUGGAAUGUGCGGCUGAACCGACCAAGUACGAUGGGGACGGCUACACGGCUCUGCACCAUGCCACACGACUUGGCCACUAUCGGUCUGCCGCUACCAUUCUUAGCAAGGUGAAACAUGAACUCAUCAGUACCAUGAUUGAUCAAGUUGAUAUGCAAGGGCUCAGUGUGCUACACUGGGCAACUCAGUUGAGAAGUGACAAGUGUCUGGAGCUCUACCUCAAACACAGUCGUCGUGGCCAUGUGAACAAGAUGGACUAUGAACAUCGCACUCCGCUAUUCUGGGCAAUCACCGAGAAGAACGAUCGGCAUGUUGAGCUCUUGCUGAGAAGUGAUGCUGACCCUAUCGUUGUGGAUAGCUUUGAAAGACCUGCCUGCCAGCUAGCAAUUCAGAGCCAGGCAGCAAACUGCCUCAAAGUGUUGCUUCGAUUUCGCUCAACCUUGGUGGAUGUGCUGGAUGGCAAUGGUCAGACUCCCUUACAUGCGGCUUGUCAAGAGAGCUCCGUAGACUGUUUCAAACUCAUCAUGAAAGCAGCACCAGGUAAGCAGUGGCAAGGCAUCAAUGCUGUUGAUACACUUGGUAGAAGUCCACUGCACUGUGCUACUCUAGCAAACUGUCCGGAUCUUGUUCAGCUGCUGUUGAACCUGAAGGCUGACGUGUGGCUGCAAGAUGUCAAUGGCCAAACAGCUCGGCAAUGUGCCAAUUCUACAGGAAGCACGCCUUGUGAAGCAUUGUUGGCCCGUGCCGAGGAAGCUUUGCUCCGGAACCGCAACAAGUCCUCAUCAGUAUGUGCUCUCAUGUAAUUGUCAGCUGUGACAAGCAAUACCGGACUACUGCAUGCCUAGCUGAUGUGCCUAGCAUUCCCCCGCUCAGCGUAUCGGUGAAGUGCUCUGGCUGCAAUCAUGCCCCAUAGCAUCAUGCAGCAUGUCAUUGGGGGAAUGGCUGUGCACACGGCAUGUCACUAUCGGGCCCCAUACAGUCUCAGACACCAGCUACUAAACUCCACAGGCAUGUACAGACGCUCAGUUGAUCCACCGGAUGCGACUGGACGCAGGUAGACGUACAAACAACUGACUGCUGUGUCUAAACCAGUAGAGUAAUAGCAAGACUGCUGUGUCUAAACCAGUAGAGUAAUAGCAGUCACAGUGUGUACUGCCAUGUACCUGACAAGUGCCAGCCUUUUCUUUGCAGCCUUGAUUUCUGUACAAACUACUAUUGUGUUUUUAUCAGAGUCUUGAUCAUUCUCUUCUUGUUUGAGUGUUGAUGAUUUUAAUUCCGAACUUGAAUGCAUGUUUAAAAUUGU